This is a messenger RNA of Bombus huntii, 3545 nucleotides long. RefSeq lists its product as uncharacterized. The record is from RefSeq and is a predicted model, not a curated record. Bases 740 to 1339 code for a protein of 199 amino acids. NCBI's taxonomy places the organism in Eukaryota, Metazoa, Arthropoda, Insecta, Hymenoptera, Apidae. The transcript has a single exon.
GCGGGACAAGUCGCAAAUCAACUAUAUCAUUCAAGGCAUUCCCGACGAGAUCGCAAACAAGGCUGUGUUGUAUGGAGCUAAGAACAUGCAACAGAUGAAAGAAUACUUGAAGCAGUAUAAAGAGAUGAAGAGGGAUACGAAGGCGGAAACAAAAUUUCGGGAACGCAAGCACGAUAUGGGAAAACGAUCGGAAAUGCGAGAUCAGUCGGGGCAAAGAGUUAAUGACAAAAGCGGUUUCAAUUGUGUCAGUGCGGAUUAUUCGAGUGUUAAGUGUCCGAAGAAAGAAAAAGAACCCGAGAAGAAGGUGUCGAUAGAUGACUGUAAAUUUAUAUCGGUAGUGGAUACGGGUAGCGAUCCCACACUUAUACGGCCAGACGGGUAUGAGAAGUUAGGAUCACCACCUCUAGGUAAUUCCAAGCUUGAGUUUGAAGAUUUGGGUUCGACUGACAAUGAGACCUGGGGCGAGGUGACGUUUCUACGACUUGACGAUCAGACUGACGGUUACGAAGACGCGCCGAAUAUAUCGAAAGUUAACGUAACAGAGCAGUGCGACGAGACAGAUGUAUCGCACGCACAGGAAGCGAUUCCGGGAAGCGAUUCGCGAUAUCAUUGGGGGGUAUAAGCCGGAGAAGACGCGGGACACCGGGGUAACUUCAAAAAGCGUUCCAAAAGCGACAAACCCGUAGCACGAAGACCGCGAAGACUGGCGCCGUCUGAAAAAAGGGAAGUAGACGAUUUGAUGGAGUUGUGGACAAGCGAACACGUCGUUAAACCACCAGACUCCAAGUAUGCAAAUCCUAUAAUAGCAGUACCAAAGGUAAUGCAGGUUCAGGUAGUCAGGCAGGCGCACGAGCGUGGGUAUUUUGGGGCCACCGUAAACAGAAGCGCGGGAAAAACUCCUUUCCAGCUACUGGUCGGGGUCGAAAGACAGGUCAAGGAAGAUGCACAAGUUAGAGAGCUGAUCGACGAAGAGUGGGCCGCGAGGUUCGAAGAGCAACGCCGCGAGCUACGGGAGGACGCGAAAAGGAAGAUCGCCGCAACUCAAGAGAAGAAUAGGCAAAAUUACAACAUAAGAAGAAAGAGUGCGAAGCAGUACCGCAGGGGGGACCUUGUCGCCAUAAAGAGAACACAGUUCGGCGCAGGGUUAAAACUCGGGGGCAGAUUUUUGGGUCCGUACCGGGUAGUGCGAGCCAUGCGGAAUGACCGUUACACCGUGGAGAAAGUAGGGGAGUAUGAGGGACCCGCGCACACCUCGACGACUGCCGAUUUCAUGAAACCUUGGGUCCUGAACGCCGAAGAUGACGCAUCCGAGGACGACGAGAAUGAACACAACAUCUGAAGGCAGAUAUUACUGCAGGAUGGCCGAGUGUAGUAUCGGGGAGAAGGGCCUAAGAAACAUGGAGUUAACUAUAGACAAUGUCGCGAGAGCCGAGGCGCUGUCGGCUCCAUCAAUGCGUUAUCGGUCCUUCAAAUAAAUAGCUUCGCCGAAAAGACCUACGUGACCUUGGCUACGAGCGUCCGCGGAACACGUGUGCGGUGGGCCUAGCAAAAGACAAAAGAAUGCUACAACGGCCAGAGAGUCAGUUGAGAAGCAGAGUGCGAGUUGAGAACAGAGUGUGAAUCGACGUGCGACGAUAUUAUAGUCGGUCCUUUUGUUAUUGAAUAUCGCUUAUUAAACUAGAAUAAACUCUAUUUAUAUUCCUUUUGUUAUUGAAUAUCACAUAUUAAACUACACUAAACUUUAAAUUUACCGUCAUUACUUGUCCUUACUCUAAGAAUCCAACUACAUAUAUUUGUAUAUUUCUAUAUUAUUAUAUACUUGAGGUAGAGAGACAUUCGCAAGCCACGAAAUCCUCAAUAGCAACGUCGUAGCUUCAAGAACAGGUGAAUUGAGUGGAAAACUGGGUCAUCGAAUUUUCACGCGGCAAUUAAAUCGCCUGUCAGAUUUGUAACAUGGCCACGCGUGUAUUGUCAAUAGGAGGAAUUUAUUGUUACAACUCAACAUAUACAGGGUGUGACGGAAUAACGCGUCAAACAGGUGGGAGGUGACCGGUUGUGGCAAAGUAAGAAAAAGAUAUGCGACAGAAUUUGUUCGUCCGAGGCUUAGUUUUAGCUUAGUAUACUCGUCACGCGUAAAUAAAAAAUUAAACCAGUCGUUUCAUUGCAAUUUAACUCUACAUUACAACGGCUCGUUACAUACACACCCUGUGCUUGACGAGUAUACUCGCCGUCGCUUACAUUCUGCGACGUGUACCAUUUUCGGUACACGUCGCCUGUUUUCUGCCACGUGUACCAUUUUUGGUACACGGUUUUCAAAGAGGUCGCGACAGCUAAGUGACUAGGUGCGAUUGUCACUACAUAAACAUCGAAUGAAAUUGCACUAUGGCAUACUCGAGCAACGAUUGUAUCAUCCGACAGAUCGAUCUUCUCAUCAGAGCAAAUCAUCAGAUUCGAUGGUCGCUCGAACCUGGUCGUAUUUUACGCGAAGGAAGAUUUCCCCGCCCGCGCACAGCCGCCUUCCGCAUUGCACCAGAUCGACGUUACGUCACUGUUUCACCCUUGGCAAGCGGCGAGCGCGGCCGUUUUUCCUCUUAAGUCGAGUUUGCAAGCGCGCGGCGCUGCCAUUUGGCGGCCAACAGUCGCAGAAACCGCGGCAAGCAAAGCUUAAUUACACCGAGCGCAACUCUUUCGUCGACGUAAACGCGAAGCGAACUCGCGUCAAAUUAACGCGUCAAAUUAAAAAUUGUGUCGCGCGGUAUAACGAGCUCGCGACGACAGAAUGGAAAUUCGACGAGCAAACGGAAACUUCUGAAUGGGAAAAUACGACGUUUCCAAGCGGAGUUUGCCGCAGAAGUACACGACGGUCGUACGAGAGAAACGAUAGAAACGCGCUUUAACCAGACAGCUGUUGAAGACGAGUAUACUCGUCGAACACGGAUUGCGCGUGGCUGUCACGAUAAAGAAUUAAGUUGUGACGAAACGACUAUUUCAUUUCUUAAUUUUAUCGCUGGCGGCGUAUUUUGGUAAACCGAAUGUGUGAAAAAAGAGAUUCGUUUCAGACGAAAUUGUUUAAUUUCGUUCGGACUAAAAAUUAUAACUUUUCAAAUAAUCAUUUUCUUCCGGAAUUCUUGCAAAGAAAAAUAUACAUUUUAAACUGGAGAAGUCGUGUUAUACGACAAUUAGUAACAUUUGUUUAUUUAUUUAACUGAAACAUAUGUAGUUUGCAUAUGAACGAAAAAGGUUCGGGAAAAGUCAAUUAAUGAGAAAAAUGUUUAGUUUAAAUUACAAUUUUAAUGAAAAUACUCGAUAUUGUUUCGCAACAGACGAUUAAACAGCAAAUUUCAACUACUUUUUGCACAUAAACAACACAAAAUAUUAUCAUUUCUUCGUGACGAGUAUACUCGUCGAGAACAGCUACCUGGUAAAAACGUUUUCUUCGUUCGUAAAAUCGUAAAAUUUUUCGAACAGAAGCGUCGAAUGGUUUCAGGAAGACGUGUUUUCGUGUUACAAUUAAUUGUUAGAAAAAUAAUUUAUUUAAAUAUAUA